AUGGAAAGAGCCAACAGCACAGUAGUGACAGAGUUCAUCCUGACGGGAAUUCCCUACCCACUCAGGCUAAGAACGUUUCUUUUUGUAUUCUUUUUGUUCAUCUACAUGCUGACUCAGCUGGGGAACCUUAUUAUCUUGGUCACUGUCUGGGUAGAUCCCCAGCUCCAUGCCCGUCCCAUGUACAUCUUUCUUGGCGUUCUCUCCGUCAUUGACAUGGGCAUCUCCACCAUCAUUGUUCCUCGCCUCAUGAUGAAUUUUACUUUAGGCGUCAAGCCCAUUCCAUUUGGUGGCUGUGUGUGUCAACUCUAUUUCUAUCACUUCCUGGGCAGCACCCAGUGCUUUCUGUACACACUCAUGGCUUAUGACAGGUAUCUGGCCAUAUGUAAGCCCCUGCGUUACCCUGUGCUUAUGAGUGCAAAACUGAGUGCCUUGCUUGUGACUGGAGCUUGGGUGGCAGGAUCCAUCCAUGGGGCUAUCCAGGCUAUCCUUACCUUCCGCCUGCCCUUCUGUGGACCCAACCAAGUAAAUUACUUCUUCUGUGAUAUCCCUGCUGUUUUGAGACUGGCCUGCGCUGAUACAAAGGUCAACGAAAUGGUGACCUUUGUGGACAUUGGGGUAGUAGUCGCCAGCUGCUUCUCCCUUAUCCUCCUCUCCUAUAUACAGAUCAUUCGUGCCAUCCUGAAAAUCCAAACAGCUGAUGGGAGGCGUCGGGCUUUUUCUACCUGUGGAGCCCAUGUAACUGUGGUCACCGUGUACUAUGUACCCUGUGCCUUUAUCUACCUCAGGCCCGAAACCAACAGCCCCCUUGAUGGGGCAGCUGCCCUAUUCCCCACAGCCAUCACUCCUUUCCUUAACCCCCUCAUCUAUACUCUGCGGAACCAAGAUGUGAAACUGGCGCUGAAGAGAAUGAUACGAGGUCGUGGGAGUCAUACUGAGGUGUGA
Sorex fumeus (smoky shrew) is the source of this 942-nucleotide messenger RNA. Its product is annotated as olfactory receptor 10G3. The transcript has a single exon. The record is from RefSeq and is a predicted model, not a curated record. Bases 1 to 942 code for a protein of 313 amino acids. Gene Ontology annotation, biological process: G protein-coupled receptor signaling pathway. Gene Ontology annotation, cellular component: membrane. Gene Ontology annotation, molecular function: olfactory receptor activity; G protein-coupled receptor activity. NCBI's taxonomy places the organism in Eukaryota, Metazoa, Chordata, Mammalia, Eulipotyphla, Soricidae.